Paramecium sonneborni is the source of this 570-nucleotide messenger RNA. The record is from the annotation of a GenBank genome assembly. NCBI's taxonomy places the organism in Eukaryota, Ciliophora, Oligohymenophorea, Peniculida, Parameciidae.
AUGACAGCUGAGAAUUGUAAUUCCUUUAUAAGAUUUGCCCUAGAUCUUAUAAGGGCUGAAGAUUACUAUACAACAACAUCAUCAAAGAAAGAAUUAAAAAAACCUUAAUUGAGACUGUUUGAUAUUGAUGAGAGUCCAAAAAAAUAUACUUUUAUAAAACCAUUUCCAAUUCAAUAAAAAAUAACAAAAGUAAAAUAAAUUGAAAAGCCUAUUCUAAAUACAAUAACAAAAUGUAAAUGCAUGAAAUCUAAAUGUUAAAAAUCUUAUUGUGAAUGUUUUGCAGUUGGAAAAGCAUGCAAUAUUGAAUGUAAUUGUUUAGGAUGUAAUAACUCAAGUUGUUCUUAAUCAAUGAAGAAAAUAUAGGUUGGAGGAUGUAAUUGUAAGAAAACAGGUUGUAUGAAAAAGUAUUGUGAAUGUUAUUUGAAAAAAUAGAGAUGUACAUUUUUAUGUAAUUGUAUUGAUUGUUGCAAUCAAGAAGAUUCAGAAUCAGAAAAAGAAAAUGACUAAAUAUUAUAGCAUAAAACAGAUCUUGUAUAAAUAACUACUAAAUCAAUGAUGUAGCAAUAAUGA